GUGUGCGGCCAUGGCAGCGCUCCAUCACAGCGCAUCUCCCUGGCGCCAGCUACUCAUGGUGCUGUGGAAGAACAUCUACAUAACGCGCAUGCAGCGCCACUACACGACCACGCUGCUCGAGAUUGUGCUCAUGGUGGUGCUGCUGCUGGGCAUCCAGGAGGACGCCGUGACUCGCGAACCGCUACUGCGCAGAGGCGACACGUACUUUCGGCCCAUCAGCACCUACACCUAUUGGAACACGCAGCCCGACAUGGCACAGAUCAACCAGGUGUACUUCGCGCCCGUAGAGAACAAGUACCUAGCCAGACUGACUCACGAUGCCAUGGCGGAUCUGCGGGUGGCCCACUUGACCGGUUUCGCGACUGAAAAGGAGCUCGUGGCAGCCAUGCGCCUCCGUAACGGCACGCCUGUGCACACGGUGGCGCUGCUGUAUACGGACGUGGCUCCAGGCGACCGGGACGGCGUGCCGGUUAGCCUGCACGUCAACUUCUUCGGAGGUCGCCUGCCAUUCGACGUGCACGUCAAGUAUCCUCAACGCCUUCUGUCGCAACCCGAGGGGCCCUCGAAGGAAGAGCGCUUUCCCGAAAUGAACACGCUGCUGCCCAUCAUGGGCGCCCUGCAGCAGCGGCACCUCGAGUACCAGGCGACACUGCACAACCGCAGCAUGGGCCGGAUGCAUCCCGUGCAACUGCAGCGCUUCCCGUACCCGGCCUACAUCGAGCACCAGGACACCAGGAACUACGCGCUCGUACUGACGCGUUUCUGCGUCGGCAUGCUGGUUCCGUUCGCCGUCUUCGUUGCGAGACUCAGCGACGAGAAAGUGACCGGCAUGAAAGAGAUGCUGCGUGUGGUGGGCCUCAACGACUGCGUCUACUGGGUGAGCCACUACAUCAGCGGCUUCUUCAUGCACCUGAUCAUCGUGACCCUGAUGCUGCUCAUCCUGUGCGUCAAAAGGAACGAGGAAGGACGCGCGUUCAUCCAGUUCAGCGAUCCGCUCCUGGUGUUCUGUAUCCUGAUGUGCUUCUGCAGCUCGUGUCUUAUGCACGCUACACUGCUCUCCAUGCUCUUCUCCAGUCCACACACUGCCGUAGCCGCUGCCAUGUUGUACUGGACCUUCAGCUGCCUGAUGCCGUUCCUCGCUCUCGAGAAUGCCGGUGGCCAGGGCUACCACUUCAUCAAGCGCAGCCACAAGUUGGCGACGUCCAUCUUUCCCGGCAUGAGUCUGCACUGGAGCUUCCGCGUUCUCGAGCGCUUCGAGAAGUUCGUGCCUUACGGCGCAAACUGGUCCAACUUCGCUAGCCGCGCCGCCACACCGGACAACGUGACGCUGGCCGAGAUCGUGUUCGUGGGCCUGAUGUGCGACUGCUUCAUCGUCGCCGCUGUCUGGUACUUGGACAAUGUGAUGCCCAUCGGGCCUGGAAUCGCCAAGCCGGUUCUGUACCCAUUCAAGAUGGAGUAUUGGCUGCCCAGCAUGACGUGUUUGAAGGAGCCUCCGAGGACGACGCAAGAGAAUGCAAACUUCGAGCCCGAACCGAGGGAUCAGUGUGUCGCUAUAGAGCUCUUUCACGUCAGCAAGGCAAGCACCUCUCGUCAACAACACUGCGACACGAAGUCACUGUGUUAAUUUUCGUAUACGUUAAUGCCCCUAAUAAAUAUA
Messenger RNA from Rhipicephalus sanguineus (brown dog tick), 1657 nucleotides. RefSeq names its product phospholipid-transporting ATPase ABCA3-like. Gene Ontology annotation, molecular function: ABC-type transporter activity; lipid carrier activity. The record is from RefSeq and is a predicted model, not a curated record. Bases 11 to 1624 code for a protein of 537 amino acids. The transcript has 7 exons. NCBI's taxonomy places the organism in Eukaryota, Metazoa, Arthropoda, Arachnida, Ixodida, Ixodidae. Gene Ontology annotation, biological process: lipid transport; transmembrane transport. Gene Ontology annotation, cellular component: intracellular membrane-bounded organelle; membrane.